CGUGUGGUUGAGGGCGGAGGCGGGGCUAGUGGGUGAACGGUCAGUCCGCCCGCGAGCCGCCAUGUUUAGGAUGGAGGCGCUCGGCCCGAAGAUGGACCCGGAGGAACUGCGCAAGAAGAUGAGGGCGGACGUACUCCGCUCGGUCCGCAACUUCCUCAUCUACGUGGCCAUCCUGCGGGCGACUCCAUUUAUCCUAAGUAAACUGGAUAGUAUAUGAAAUUCGCUGCUGGCAUCAAAGACGUGCUAUCUGCAAGAUGGUUGUCAAGUGAAACCUGAUGCUCAUUGGUACAAAAUGAUAAAUUGAAUGGACAAUUGUGAAUCUCACUAAGAAGUGGAUCUUUUAAACUUCAGGGCAAGCUGUCAACCCUCUACAUAUCGAAAACCUCUGUGCUACUGGAUUAAUUGUUGGUUAUGCUUCUCUUACAUUGAACAAUUUGCCAUUUAAUUUUGCACAAAGCCUUUUGUAAUUGUUUUAUAUAACAGAUGCCCUCCUAUAUCAGUGUGCACAAAAAACUGUUUGUAAUACAUGGUGUCUGACUAGAGUAUGAAUCUGAUCCAAAGUCAGCUAGAUAAGUCACCUCAGUUUCCCCAACAUUGGAGAAAAAUUUAGUGUUUGCUUAGUGAUUCUGAGACUUGACCAACUUUAUGAACCUGUAAGGAGUAUGGAAUUGCAAAAAAUCUUGGAAAUAUUUGAUGAAAUUUGCCAGGCAUGGCAGCAGGUUUGGAGAAAGUUGACAUUUGAGUCUGUCAUGACUGUUCUCCUGAUCGGAGUUCUGAGCUUUUUCUGUUUUUUUUCUCUUCCCCCAGCAUUUUGUUUCAGAUUUCCAGCAUCUGCAGAGUUUCAAUCAUUGGUAAUACUUGUCAUUCCUCUUGAAGGGUGCACUGUAAGAAACAACAUGGAGCAUUGAUACUUCCCCAGCUAUAAGUUGAGUUGUUUUCUGCUGGAUUUACUUUAAAUGGUUUUGUAUGAAAAUUGAUGCAUUUUAUUAUCAAUUAAACAAUUGGUAAUUA
This is a messenger RNA of Chiloscyllium plagiosum (whitespotted bambooshark), 1011 nucleotides long. It is a transcript of the gene tomm5, whose product is annotated as translocase of outer mitochondrial membrane 5 homolog (yeast). Gene Ontology annotation, cellular component: mitochondrial outer membrane translocase complex. The record is from RefSeq and is a predicted model, not a curated record. NCBI's taxonomy places the organism in Eukaryota, Metazoa, Chordata, Chondrichthyes, Orectolobiformes, Hemiscylliidae.